Messenger RNA from Engraulis encrasicolus (European anchovy), 1953 nucleotides. It is a transcript of the gene enosf1, whose product is annotated as enolase superfamily member 1. Gene Ontology annotation, biological process: carbohydrate catabolic process; amino acid catabolic process. Gene Ontology annotation, molecular function: L-fuconate dehydratase activity; magnesium ion binding. The transcript is spliced from 15 exons. The record is from RefSeq and is a predicted model, not a curated record. Bases 93 to 1409 code for a protein of 438 amino acids. NCBI's taxonomy places the organism in Eukaryota, Metazoa, Chordata, Actinopteri, Clupeiformes, Engraulidae.
UCGGAAUCGACAGGAGUAAAGUCACUGACAGUCGUGUCUGUCAGAAGGAUCGCUACACUUCACACCACCUGCCGCUUCUCUAUUUCUCCAAAAUGUCUCCUGGGAAAAUCUGCAGCCUGACGGCACGGGACGUUCGCUUCCCGACCUCCCUCGAGCAGCACGGAUCCGACGCAAUGCACACCGAUCCUGACUACUCGGCUGCCUACGUCACCCUCGAGACAGACUCGGGACUGAAGGGGUUCGGGCUCACCUUCACCGUGGGCAGAGGAACCGAGAUCGUGGUGUGCGCGGUGGAGGCGUUGCGUCCUCUUGUGGUGGGUCGUAACCUGCAGGAGAUCACCACCAACUUCAGCAGCUUCUACAGACACCUGACCAGCGAUGGCCAGAUGAGAUGGGUCGGGCCAGAGAAGGGGGUGAUUCAUUUGGCCACAGCUGCUGUUCUCAACGCCGUGUGGGACCUGUGGGCUCGCUCGGAAGGAAAGCCUGUGUGGAAACUGCUUGUUGAUAUGGAGCCUGAGCAGCUUGUGUCGUGUAUCGACUUCAGAUACAUCACUGAUGCCCUGACAAAAGAAGAGGCUUUAGACAUCCUUCGCAAAGGCCAGGAGGGGAAACAGCAGAGAGUGGAUCAGAUGAUGAGAGAGGGCUACCCUGCAUACACCACCUCCUGUGCCUGGCUGGGCUACCCAGACGACACACUCAAACAGCUGUGUUCUUCAGCGCUGUCUGAGGGCUGGAGGGCGUUUAAGGUGAAGGUAGGGGCAGAUCUUGAUGAUGACAUCAGACGCUGCCGCCUGAUUCGCCAGAUGAUCGGACCUGAGAACGUCCUGAUGAUUGAUGCUAACCAGCGCUGGGAUGUGGGCGAGGCUGUUUCCUGGGUUACGCGUCUGUCAGAGUUCCGCCCGCUGUGGAUCGAAGAGCCCACCUCCCCUGAUGACAUCUUAGGCCACGCCCACAUAUCCAAGGCUCUGGCUCCUCUGGGUAUUGGUGUGGCUACUGGAGAACAAUGCCAUAACAGGGUGAUGUUUAAGCAGUUUCUCCAGGCAUCAGCUCUGCAGUUUGUUCAGAUUGACAGCUGUCGCGUCGGGAGCAUCAACGAAAACCUCGCUAUCAUACUCAUGGCACACAAGUUCAACGUGCCCGUGUGUCCCCAUGCGGGAGGUGUGGGCUUGUGUGAGCUGGUCCAGCAUCUGAUCCUCUUUGACUACAUCUGUGUAUCGGGCAGCCUGGAGAACAGGAUGUGUGAGUAUGUUGACCAUCUCCAUGAGCACUUCAAGAAUCCCACCGUCAUCAAAAACGCCCACUACAUGCCCCCUAUGGAGCCAGGCUUUUCCUCUGAGAUGGUGGAGUCCUCAGUGACCAAACACAGUUUCCCUCAGGGGGAUGUAUGGAGAAACUUUCAACAUCUCUGAUUCCAACACACAUGCACACACACAGACUCACUCACGCCUAAAUUCCAGCACAUCUUUUCUGUAUUUGUCAUUUUUUUGUGUCAUUAAUAUCUGUGAAGACAGAGAGGGUGAUCUAGAAACGGUAUUUGAUUUCAGUUUGACAUAGGCCUAGCUGGCCUACAAACACACACUCACACACACAAGCAAGAACACUACAACCCAACCACGUACACAUAGGUGCACAUGCACACUUUCUCUCUCUCUCUCUCUCUCACACACACACACACACACACACACACACACACACACACACACACACACACACACACACACACACACACACACACACACACACACACACACACACACACACACACACACACACACACACACAGACAGCACAGCUAUACCCUCCCUGCUCAGGAUCGUUUUGAUUACAUAAUACAUAAUAAUGAUGGAUAAAACUAAAUGAUAAUAAUAAUAAUGGAGAAAACGUAAUGCCCUGAUGGAUAAUGGAUAAAACCAAAUGCCUAAAACUCAAUAAAUAUACUGUGAAAGAAAACAA